AUGGCAACCAUCGCCAAACACAUAGCAGCAUCAAUCCGACCAAAACCAAGUGUACUCCUGAUCGGCAAACUCUAUCAUUGCACGGCACAUCAGUUCACAGGCAAUCGACAGCGAUUCUUACAGAACUGUCAAUCUGUAACAUGGGAUGGGACUGGGCCAUUCGACAAGGAGCUUAUUCACGCCCUGCCGCCAACAUCGAGGUUUAUCUGUCUUAAUGGCGCGGGAUACGACGGGAUGGAUAUAAAAGCUUGCAAUGAACGGGGUAUACAGAUUUCUAAUACCUCGAAUGUUGUUGGGGAUGCCACGGCCGAUGUGGCCAUGUUCUUGAUGUUGGGCGUGUUGCGCCAGGCUAUGAUACCUUUAGUAUGUAUUAGGAAAGGACAAUGGAAAGGCGAUACACCUCUAGGCCGUGACCCCGGGGGCAAGGUGCUUGGGGUGCUGGGGAUGGGUGCUAUUGGACAGGCUAUUGCGCAUCGGGCUCGUACAUUCGGCUUGAAAAUAAUCUAUCAUAAUCGUUCCAAGCUCCCUAGAGAUAAGGAAGAUAGGGAUAUUUGCUUCUUCUCACCGUUCGAUGAACUUCUGCGAUAUUCAGAUAUCAUCAGCCUUAAUUUACCGGCCACAGAGAAAACUCGACAUAUCAUCUUAAAAGCCGAGUUCAAGAGAAUGAAAGAUGACGUGGUUAUUAUCAAUACAGCAAGAGGCUCGUUACUUGAUGAAGUAACGUCUGCUGGAUUGAAUGUUUUUGAAAACGAGCCAAUUAUCCACCCGGGUCUAUUACAUAACAGCAGAGUUAUGAUUCUACCUCAUAUUGGAACGACGACACACGAGACUAAGCGUGAGAUGGAGUUAUUGACUUUGCGGAACAUAGAGAUUGCCCUGAGCAAUGGCAAGCUACUCACACCGAUUCCAGAACAACAGCGAGGUCAUUUCUGA
This is a messenger RNA of Aspergillus caelatus, 933 nucleotides long. RefSeq names its product D-mandelate dehydrogenase-like dehydrogenase. The coding region runs from base 1 to 933 and encodes 310 amino acids. Lineage: Eukaryota; Fungi; Ascomycota; Eurotiomycetes; Eurotiales; Aspergillaceae. The record is from RefSeq and is a predicted model, not a curated record. Gene Ontology annotation, cellular component: cytosol. The transcript has 6 exons. Gene Ontology annotation, molecular function: glyoxylate reductase (NADPH) activity; NAD binding; hydroxypyruvate reductase [NAD(P)H] activity.